This is a messenger RNA of Ustilaginoidea virens, 252 nucleotides long. RefSeq lists its product as uncharacterized. Lineage: Eukaryota; Fungi; Ascomycota; Sordariomycetes; Hypocreales; Clavicipitaceae. The transcript has 2 exons. The record is from RefSeq and is a predicted model, not a curated record. The coding region runs from base 1 to 252 and encodes 83 amino acids.
AUGAAGUUCCCGGCUAUGCUCAUUGUUGCCUUUGCCAUUGGGGCUCAGUGCACUUCGUCGACCACAGGUACCUCCACUGUGACAAAAACGUCAGCAGCGACGGGAAAAGCCACAACUGGCACGACAACUGGCACCAGUGCUUCCAAGACGUCGGCCAUCGCUACGACUACUACCUCCCAGGCUGGAGCUGGAACCAACGCUGCCCUUCCGAUAAUGGUUUUUGUGGUCGCUCUUGGUGCCUACAUGGCGUAG